Molecule: messenger RNA, 255 nt
Organism: Lycium barbarum (goji berry)
Lineage: Eukaryota; Viridiplantae; Streptophyta; Magnoliopsida; Solanales; Solanaceae
Product: PAMP-induced secreted peptide 2-like
Exons: 1
Coding region: 1-255 (84 amino acids)
Biological process (GO): regulation of developmental process; innate immune response
Source: RefSeq, a predicted model, not a curated record
AUGGCGAGAUUUGUGGACUUCAUUUUGCUUCUUCAUUUGGUUACUUCAGUUAAUUUUUUGGCUUCUGAAGCACGUCCUCUCAAUAUCUUGAAGAUUUACGACCUUGACUUUGGCAAUGUGGCAACUUUUGAUUGGUUAACUUUAGGUUCUAUUAAGGAUGGGCCUAGUCCUGGUGUUGGCCAUAAGUUGACAAACAGAGUACAAACACUUGAAGGAAUUAAGGAGUCAGGUCCAAGCCCUGGAGCAGGACACUAA